AAGGAAAAAAAGAAAAAAAAAAAACAGAGAUGAGCUGUUAUCAAUUUUCAGUGAUAACAAAAAACACGGUUUUUCCUUCUUCCCUGUCUUUCUCUGUCUUCUCUUACUUUUUAUAUUACUCUCAAUUCCCAUUAAAACUUUCAAUCUUUCAGCCAUAAUUAAGCUUCUUCCCUUCAGAAAACAUCGACUGAAGCUGCUCCAAGAUUAAAGAAGCUUCAAUUUAUAAUACUCUGCCCCUUAAACUAGCAAAGCCUGAUCUGCUGCAUAAUCGUCUAAAGAAAAAUUGAUGGGGAUAAAUAAGUUGCUGUGUUGGUUUGCAGUUUUCUUCUUUUUGUUGGGUUUCUCUGCUUGCAGUUCGAUUUCUGAUGGUGUUUUUGACUCUUUCACUUCUACUGGAAGGCACCUCCUUCAAGCUAAGAAAGCUUGCCCUGUUAACUUUGAGUUUCUGAACUACACAAUUAUCACAAGCCAAUGCAAAGGACCAAAGUAUCCACCUGAAAGUUGUUGUUCUGCAUUCAAGGAAUUUGCUUGUCCUUAUGCAGAACAGAUCAACGACUUGACGACCGAAUGCGCUUCAACCAUGUUCAGCUACAUUAAUCUUUACGGGAAAUACCCUCCUGGUCUUUUUGCUAGCGAGUGCCAUGAAGGGAAAGAAGGGCUCGCUUGCCCUGCGUUAUCGCCAUCAGCAUCAGCAUCGGAGAAUGCUAAUGGUAGUCAACAGCUGAUACGUAAUCCUCGGAUGCUGGUAAUGGCCGCAAUCAUAGCUGCAGCUAUGUUGUUAUGAAAGCCUGGAAAUGAAUUCCGAUUAUUCCAUUGUUUGAUUUUUAUAUAAUAUUUAUAUUAUUUUCCCACUUUUAACGCUGAAGAAGGGUACAGUAUUUUGAUUUCAUACACCAGGUUCUUUCUUGGUGCAUCCUUUUAUUUGUACUUCCAGAAAUGUUGUAGAAAUAAUAUACUUCAUUUGGUUUUGCGUGGACA
Gossypium raimondii (Peruvian cotton) is the source of this 978-nucleotide messenger RNA. RefSeq names its product GPI-anchored protein LLG1. NCBI's taxonomy places the organism in Eukaryota, Viridiplantae, Streptophyta, Magnoliopsida, Malvales, Malvaceae. The transcript is spliced from 3 exons. The record is from RefSeq and is a predicted model, not a curated record. Bases 287 to 784 code for a protein of 165 amino acids.